GGAGGAGAGAAAGGAAAGAAAGAAAGAGGCUGGCGGCGAGGCAAGGGCAGCAGUCGGAGCCAAUGCACAGAGCUGCCUCUUUUUGCUUUUCUUUGGUAAUCGCUUUCUUUCCCCCCUCAGCGGCUGGGAUGCGCACAGGCGAUGCAUGACUCCGCUGCUGCUACACGUGCCCGCAAUCCAGCCUCUCCAGAGCCGGCCGGAUCCAAAGGCGGCUGCCGCUGCUGCUGCUCCCCGAGCUAAGCCUCUCAGCUGUCCAUGUCCAUAGGAGCUUUGCUGCUGCUGCUGCUGCUGCCUGGGAGCGUGGAAGGGAGCAGGCGACACGAGGAGCCCCACUUGCUUCUGCUGCUCUUACCCUGGUGCAGGAGGGAGAGACCAGGAUGCUGCGCAAGCGGCCGCUUUGAACUAUGGAAGGAGUUCUGUACAAGUGGACCAACUAUAUCACAGGUUGGCAGCCUCGCUGGUUUGUUCUAGAUAAUGGGAUAUUGUCUUACUACGAUUCACAGGAUGACGUUUGCAAGGGCAGUAAAGGAAGCAUAAAGAUGGCCGUGUGUGAAAUCAAAGUUCAUCCCACAGACAGCACAAGAAUGGAAUUAAUAAUCCCUGGGGAACAGCAUUUCUACAUGAAAGCCGUCAACGCAGCCGAACGGCAGAGGUGGCUGGUUGCACUGGGAAGCUCCAAGGCCUGUUUGGCAGAUUCCAGAUCAAAGAAAGAAAAAGAAAUGAAUGAAACCAAUGACUCUCUAAAAACCAAAAUGUCUGAACUUCGCCUCUACUGUGACCUCUUAAUGCAGCAAGUGCAUACAAUACAAGAAUAUGUUCACCAUGAUGAGAGUCACUCAUCGCCAAGCAUGGAGAAUAUGAAUGAAGCUUCCUCCUUGCUUAGUGCCACCUGCGACACGUUUAUUACGACACUGGAAGAAUGUGUGAAAAUAGCUAAUGCCAAGUUUAAGCCAGAGAUGUUUCAGUUGCCUCACCCGGAUCCCCUAGUCUCUCCUGUGUCUCCUUCACCUGUACAAAUGAUGAAACGUUCUGUUAGCCACCCAGGUACUUGUAAUUCAGAGAGGGGCAGUCAUUCAAUAAAAGAAUCAAACUCUUCAUCCCACCGAUUAUCGCAGCGAUGCAGAAGAACGUUGUCAGAUAUGGAGCCUUCUCUAGAUACUCACCACGAAGAUGCAGACCGACAGCCCUACUUUCCCAGAGGUACUCUCAAUGGGGAUUUGGUGCCUCCAGCAAUUUCUGAAGCAACUUCAGCAAUGUCUAAGAAACAAUCCAGACUUGAAGAGACUCUUCCUCCGACUUCCUGAGGAAAAAGAAGACGCAACUUUCUAUAAGUAACGCUAUGCAAAAGCUGCUGUAAUUCUACUAUUGUAGGGAGUAGAUCGUUCCCCAUCUGAAGGAUUUCUCUGCACUUUAUAGAAUAAUGUAAAAACAAAACAAAAAAAUAAUUUUGAAGUGUAGUUUAUCUUUAUAUAGUUUAUUUGCAAGAGUAUUUUCCUAAAAAAUAAAGAACUUCAGUUUGUGUGUUUUUGAAACAAAUUUAUGGUUUAACGAAAAAAAUCAGUACCCUUGUUCAGUAUAACUUUUGUUUUUAUGUGCUGUGAUGGUCAAACAACUUAGCAAAUUUGGGAAUGCAAAAUUGGGAGAAUUUGGGGGCGGGGGGAAUAUUGUGCCAUAGACCCAGCUAGUCACUUGAUUCCAUAGUAUCUGUGCUGGUACAGCACUCCUUUAGAGGUCACUUCCUGUCCUGACAGAAUCAGUGGCAAAGCUACCCUUUUCAUUGUUUAAGAGAGCCCUGUUAAUUUUAGUGGCUCACUUGUCUACAAUUAAGGCUGAGACUGCAUUCCUAAAGCAAAGCAUGCCAUUUAGGUGGAUUUUUUCCCCUUUUAAAAAAGAGCAAACGUAUAAGAAAGGCGCAGCACACCCAAAGAAGUCCUGCUGAAACCAGCAGGACUUGACCAUACUCUCUAGCAGUGGCGUAGAGACUAGGGGAAAUGGCAGGGGCGCAGGGCGCACGUGCCCCGGGCGCAGUUCCACCUCGCUACAGGUCUGCUCUCUAGCCAAACUUAAGCACCUUAAAAUCCCAUUGGCUUCUCUGAGAAGGAUUGAAACACACAAUUAACUUUCUAAUUGAAGUCAGGGAAGCUGUGUUGUGUUUUGCUUUAGCCAAACUGUGCUUAAAUUGCAUCAGAAAUAGGCUUGCGGCACUUUGAAGACUUUUAUUCUUGCAUAAACCUUCAUGAACCAGAGAUUGUCCGAUGAAUCUCACCGAGUGGCUCCAGCCCACAAAAGCUUAUUCUAGAAUAAAAAUGUGUUUGUUCUUUGAGGUGCCAUAGGGCUUUUUGUUUUUGCUUGCUUAUUUUGCCGCAAUGGACUAACAUCACAUUUUCUCAGUGUUUUGAGUUCUGAGUUGUUGGAUUUAUUUAUUUUUGUACUGGGACUUAGAACAUCUCUGGCUUGCACUCAAAAGUUUGGUCCUUCUUUUUAGCCACACAAAAUAGUGAGAAAUUUUUGCAGUAUUUUUCUAAACGAACGUAUCUGUAUACAAGGUGGUAUAAACCAUAUAUGGGCAGAGGAUAUUUUAACAUCUUUGAUAUAUUUGUUUUUGCAACAAAAAAUGCCUAUUUAACUUGUUAUUACUGAACAAAAAAGAGAUGUAAAAGUUGUACUUAAUUGUGGUGGUGGUGGUGUGUCGCAUCACUCAAUAUCAUUGUAGCACUGUUUUGUUUUGUUUUUAAGUCAUUGGGCAUAAUCUAGCCAUCAUUAUGCAAGUCCUCUUGAUUUCAGUGGAAGAGUAAAGCAUGUGUUUCUGGUCAAUACAUGCUCAUUUAACUAAAGGGGCAUACAAUACAUCUAACCUCUGGCUGGAUCGUUCCCUUUCUUUACACCUGAAAGGACAAAAAAUAUGUCAUUGAUGUGUCCUAUUAUGGAAAUGUUAUUUUACAGUUGGUUUCUCAACUAUACUGUGCUGCUGCUGUAAUAUAUUCAUAUUUGCAGCGAUAACUUUAUUUAUGACCUAUUUGUACCAAAGGAGGAGGAGGGGAGGGUGGCUUUUUGAUCAUUGUGAGUUCUGUAUAACUUCAGAAUGGUAUAUACGCACUGCAGUGUUCUCAUCUCCGUUAACCAUAGUGUUGAUGACAAUUUUGCGGCUGCAGAGCUGGGAUGGGAAUUGUGCUCUUGGCUAAAGGUGAAGCAUGUGCCUCUAGGUGGCCACCACCUGUGUGCUAUUCUGAGUCCAGUUAAAUCAGAAACCUCCACGCGCCUGUAUUACUUGCAAGAGGAAAAGUAAAUAACUUAUUUCAGUAGAGGUUUGCAAAGAAGUUACUGAUGAAUUGCACCAAAAAUGGUGUUAGUGUUUUGCAUUGUAAAUUCUUUGGUUUUGUAUCCACUUUGGGAUAAACUUGGUAUAUAAUGUCUUGGCCAUGAAGCACUUUUUUAAAAAUGAAAAAAAAAUUGCUUUUUUUUAGAAGUUAUGUACGUGUUCAAUAAAAUACUGUUUUUACACUGA
Messenger RNA from Sphaerodactylus townsendi, 3505 nucleotides. RefSeq names its product pleckstrin homology domain containing A3 (gene PLEKHA3). Gene Ontology annotation, cellular component: trans-Golgi network; early endosome; recycling endosome. Lineage: Eukaryota; Metazoa; Chordata; Lepidosauria; Squamata; Sphaerodactylidae. Bases 405 to 1304 code for a protein of 299 amino acids. The transcript is spliced from 8 exons. Gene Ontology annotation, biological process: endosome organization; retrograde transport, endosome to Golgi; receptor recycling. The record is from RefSeq and is a predicted model, not a curated record.